This is a messenger RNA of Dermacentor andersoni, 3408 nucleotides long. The record is from RefSeq and is a predicted model, not a curated record. NCBI's taxonomy places the organism in Eukaryota, Metazoa, Arthropoda, Arachnida, Ixodida, Ixodidae.
GUAGCUCGCUGACAGUCAUAUGUGCGAAUGUAUGUGAAUGACUAUGUCGCGUUGCCGCUACUUCAGUUGUGGCAUUUAGAAAUUAGCCAUCCGAACCAAGUGAACGCACGAGGGAGGAAAUGGGCGAGGGAGGGCUUUUCACUUAAACGCGCGGUAUAUGCUAGAUGUUUUGCGCAGACCUGAGAUAUACCUGUCUUUUCCUCUUCUUUUUUUCUAUCUCAUUCAACUACGUACUACUACACAUCUGUGGCCUUUACAGGAGAGAGGGCAACGGAAGCAGCUAGCCGAGCAGAACACCGGAGUUAACUAUUUACAGAUAUCCAUCCGCUUGGACAGGUCGCGCACGUGGUUGACCUUGGCAUCAAGUGCCGCGCUCGUGCUCGCUCGUGAAAAAUAUUUUUUUAAGAUUAGGGGGACGCAAGGCCCGUUGGGGCCCCCUAAUCUAAUACUCUCUUCUAAUGUCGCUAACGGAGCGACGUUACCUGUACAAGUGCGCGGGAAUCGAGGCUUAUCACUAACAUCGACCAUGGGAAGUCAACUGGCUGUUUGCGCGAAUCCCAGUGAUCUGCUUCUUUCUUUCUUUCUUUCUUUCUUUCUUUCUUUCUUUCUUUCUUUCUUUUCUUUCUUUGUUUCUUUCUUUCUUUCUUUUCCAUAAUGCUCGGCUACACAGCUGUGACUUUUGUGAGACAAUAACAAACGGAAACGUAUAACCCGAACACAACGCCGGAGCCAAGUUUUACUAACGCUUGCAUAAAUAACUAUAUCCGCUCGCAUACAGGUCGUGUACCUGGCGAAAUUCGGCAUCAAGUGCCGCACUCUAUUCUCGCCCGUGAAAGAACUUUCCUCCCUCCCCCCCUCGCUCCCAAACGUAUCCUUCUAUCUGUUUUCCAAACAGCGUGCAAAACCAUCGACUCCGCUGAGCUCAUUGAUUAUAAUACAGGAAUUGAGCUAGUUAGCAGCGGCGUAUAUAGCCCGCGGUGUUCGCGCCUCGCAGUCGACAACUCUUCCAACGUAACUGAUCACUGCGGCAAGAGUUGCUCCGGCUUCAAUCAUGCUGGAGGCGGUGACGUGGGAGAUCGCGAUCACGGCGCUGAUCGUCGCAAUUGCGGCACCGCUGCUGCAAUACCUGUGGUUCUCGCUGCGGAGGAUGUUUCGACCCGAUCUGCCGCCCGGACCGCGAGGCCUGCCUGUCCUCGGCUACCUGCCCUUCAUGACCGAGCACGGACAUCGGGACAUCGAGACGCUCAAGCAGAAAUACGGCAACGUGUUCGGGUAUGUUUCGUUUCGUUUCCCAAACACUGGCGUGUACCCACUACACAGUAAAAUAAUUUACACCCUUGAUGGCAAACGGUUUUUCUGUAGACUCCAGCUCGGUUCCCGGUACGUGGUCUUCUUGUGCGACUUCGGCUCCAUAAAGGAGGCCUUUUGGAACGACGCCCUGCUCGACCGGGCCCAUGAAUUCCCCCUCAACGUCCACGAGAAAUCUCAAAGCAUGAUUCUGGCCAACGGGCCGCGUUGGAAGGAACAGCGCCGGUUCACAAUGAGGAUGUUCAAGACACUGACCAGUACCACCAGAUUCCUUCAAUCUGGUGCCACGCAGACUCUCGAGACGCAUAUACACCUUCACGGACGGGACCACUACCGCAUGCAGGACGAACUGUCGCACUUGGUUCGUGAGCUGGCGUCUCGCAAGGGCGAGCCCGUGGCCAUCUCCUCGCUGUUGGUGUCCAGCACGUCCAACGUCAUCACGGCGCUGGUGUACGGCCGGAGGUUCGAGUACGGCAGCCCCGAGCGUGUCGAGCUGGACGAGCUCGCCGAUGGGAUCCCAACGUUAGCGACACAGAUUGCGUCCAUCAACUUCUUCCCGUGGCUGCGCAGAGUGCUCUCCAUCCUUCGCAUAGGAGCAUGCGGGAGGCUCAGGAGCGCCAUGAUACGAAGGGAUCGCCUCUCAGAGACCCUAAUAGGCCAUCACGAGAAAACCUAUCAGGACGGCUUGGUUCGUGACUACAUUGAUGGUUUUCUCAGUGAGAUGAGACGACCAGAGCAAGAAAAGAAGACUUUCACGCGUGAGUUGCUUACGUGCAACGCGUCAUCCUUCUUCGGUGCCGGGAGCGAGACAGUGCGCUCCGCGAUAGAGUGGCUGCUACUGAUGUGCGCUGCCAAGCCGGAGAUGCAGAAUCGCAUCCGGGCCGAGAUCGACGUCGUGCUCGGUCAACGCGGUCAAGGUUCUCGCGUGCUGUGGGAAGAUCGCAGCAGGAUGCCGUACACCCAGGCCUUCAUCUGGGAGAUGACGCGCUGCGAGCCGAUCAACCCUUUCGGCCUCAUGCGAUGUGCCAGCGAGGACACGAAAGUAAGCGGCUACGCCAUUCCACGAGGCAGCGUCGUGGUCCCAUCGCUGAGGUCCAUCUUCUACGACACAUCCUUCUGGAAAGACCCAGAAGUUUUCCGGCCUGAGCGCUUCUUGGUCGAAGGAGGGACUCGAGCCAGCAAACCUGAGAGACUGAUCGCCUUCUCAUGCGGCAAGCGUUCUUGUCCCGGGGAGACGAUCGCCAACAUGGAGACGUUCAUCUUUCUUACCACCAUCCUGCAGCACUUCAUCAUCGAGGUGCCUCCCAGUGGUCCGACCCUUGCUUUCGACGAAGUGUUGACCAUAUCGCUUAGGCCCCGAUCGCAGGAAUUAGUUUUCCGCGCGCGACAAAUGCGCGGUUGAAAACACCUUUAAAGCUCCUCUAACAAGUGGUUUUGCAGAGUACGUGAAUCAUACGCUCUCCGAGACGCCGCUUGGAAUUCCUGCGAACCCUCCGUUACCGCUCUGUGGUUAUGAUGAUGAUGAUGUUUUAAUGGCAUCCCCUUGGAAAUGGGGCGGUGAAAAAUAGUCACCUAGGCUGCUUGAUUUAAUCAGUUAUGCAAUACAUGUUCUUUAUCUAGCAUAUUUGUGUACAUCUCCCUUAAUAUUUUUUUUUUCAUUCACAAUCUACCUUGUACCGCUAGCCAUGACUGUAAGAUACCCGGCCGUAUCAAUCUCUUCCCUGCUUUUUUUUUUUCAACAAUACUCUAACCGUCUGUCGCUUAUCUUGACUGCUGACCGGAUGAUGCUUCCGCCCAAUUUAAACCCAAGCGCUUCUGGAAAGUGUACGUUACCUACGGUUCUCUCUGGGUGAAUCUCUUCGCAUUCCAUUAGGAUGUGCUGAGUGGUCUCCAGAGUUUAGGUGCAGUAUGCAUGGGUGGAUGGAUGGGUAGAUGGAUGUUAUGAACGUCGCCUUUCGAACGGGGCGGUGGGUUGCGCCGCCAAGCUCUUGUUAUUUUAUUGCCUAAUGUCCUACCUACCUACCUACCUAGAAGAAAAAGAAAAAGAAAAGGAAACAAAAAGAAAACGGUAAAUUCCCAUAACCAAAGUUUCUGAACCCC